AUGGAGUCGAACCAUAAGCACAGAGGGUUCAAGAAAGCAAAGCUGGUUAUGUCUUUCUAUAGAGCAGCCAAAGCCGCUUCCUCAUCCAAAGUGAAGCCCACCCCUGAUCCAUUUAAUUCUUUCAAUGCCAAUGGAAUUGGAGAGGAGCAUACUGCUUUCAUACUGAAGAAGCAGGACAAAGUUUUUCCUCAACAGCAAAAGGUUACGUUUGUUGUACCCGAUGAUUCAUAUGCCAAGUUUGAUGGUAUAGCAGCAGAUGAGGCUGUUGAUGCAAAGGCUGCAAGCUAUAUCUCUAGUGUUCAAGCGAGGUUCAGGCUUCAACAAAUGCAGCCGUAG
Messenger RNA from Fraxinus pennsylvanica, 336 nucleotides. Lineage: Eukaryota; Viridiplantae; Streptophyta; Magnoliopsida; Lamiales; Oleaceae. The record is from the annotation of a GenBank genome assembly.